Cylindrotheca closterium is the source of this 4302-nucleotide messenger RNA. NCBI's taxonomy places the organism in Eukaryota, Bacillariophyta, Bacillariophyceae, Bacillariales, Bacillariaceae. The record is from the annotation of a GenBank genome assembly.
AUGGUGCAGCUGACCAUUCAAGUUCGCGCCAAGACGUGCUAUUCGAAUGCGGGCAAAGUCAAAACGCUGUCAAUCGACAGUUCCCAGCGGGUAGAAGAAAUUGUCGAACGAGGAAGUAGGUUGUAUCGAGACGGACGAGAGCUCCCACUCAACUCCUCGUUUGCGUCCAACAACGUUCAGAAUGGCGACAUCUUGGAGAGUUGCUCUUCUCCUCUCAUGUCAGCACUCUUGUCAGCUGUUUUGAAAGAUAUUAAUGAUAUCAGUAAAGUCCCUGAAAAUGAACGUACCAAGGAAAAACUGGAACCAUUGAUGGGAGGUGCGAAGAUAGAUCCAUGGUCCAAGCGUUGGUCGGCAGACUCCAUCAAGAAUCGCAUUAUAUCGCUAGCAACUAUGAAAAAGGUCAUCCAAAGGGAUGAUCGAUAUGCCAAUAAAACAGUUCCGAAGAUUACAACGCUUCAAGAACUCUAUGAUCACAUGCAGACUGUUUGGAACACGAGUGGAAUUGGCCACAACAGCAUGGCUCAUGUUUUCAAGCCUUCUGCCAAGAAUGCCAAUGGGAAACCUAGUACUUGUUGGCAAAUGAUGGAACACAAAUUUAUCUUGGCCCAGCGGAUACGUCAAGCAUGUGCCACUACGGGUGAAGAUUGGAUUGAUGCCUUUGUCAAGAUGGAAAGUAGUCGCCAUGACGCUCCAGCCAGCGCCACGCCCUCUCGUCGUCCCCGUCAGAGACGGACCACGAGUGAUGCCACGCCCCAGCAGCCUCGACGUACUCUUGCUACACCACAAUCCAAUAUUCGUCGAGGAGGGGCCGUUGCGGUCCAAUGUGUCACUGCCAAUUGCCAUCAAUUGGCCGAAUAUGCUUGUCUUGAAGAAGGCUGUCCCUUUCAUGAAGAAUUGACGUGUACCAUGUGUUUCGUCGGAAAUCAUCCUGCCCAUAUUCGCGACCACCCACGUAUUCCUCUGACAGACGCGAGGGUAAAGGCUAUUUUGAAGGAAAAGAACAAGAAAGGAUACUGUCCGGAAUUCCAGUCAGGGCCCUAUGCCAUUUUGUGUUCUCUUUUGGAAGCUUCCACGGAGCAGCAGGGUGGGAGACGAGAAUUGAGUCUGCCCGAGAGCCGAUUGAAGAAGCUAGCUCAAAAGCGAUGUCGUUCCAAUUUGUACGAUCGCCAAGCCCGAGGGCGGAGUGCUUUUGCAUGCAUCGAACACUUGGCCGACAAACAAUUGGUACGCAAGGAAUUGAUUCCGGGGCGAGAGGAAGGAAGAUUUAGUCUCAUGCCCGAGGGCGAAGCCAUGGCCCAACGGUGUUUGGAUUUUCAAAAAGUGACAGAACAAGUACUAAAAGAUAAAACGGUCACUAAGAUACAAGAACCGUGUCCUAGGAGUCUGACUCUGUUGGUAGACUCACGAGAAGAUGUCACCUAUUCCAGCCGAUUGCAGGAGAACUUUUCUGAUGAUGGAUAUCCUUGUGAAGAGCGGGAGCUACCAGCAGGCGACUAUCUGUUUACGAGGAAGGCGGUUGGUGGUAGUGACGACAGCGAGGCGGUCAUGCCACUGGUGAUUGAGCGUAAAUCAUGGUCGGAUUUUGCCGAUAGUGUCCAUGGAGCUGGAAAAGGACAUAGUCGUUUGGACUGCGUGAAAGUUGGAGGCACUGGACAAUGCUCAAACGGAAGAUGUCAGCUUUGUCGCAUGAAAAGAAGUGGAUGCGAACAGGUCAUGUUCAUCAUUGAAGGGGCCAGGUGUUUGGACCGAGAUGGAGAAGACAAAUGCAGCGAAACAAAAAGAUGUCAACAUUGCAGGGAAUUGCAGGAACGUCACAACAGCAUACAACAAGACUUGGAAUCCAUUAUCUACGAUCUGCAAGCAACUCAUGGAUGCCUGAUCCACUUUACGAGAAAUUACAACGACACCAUCGAUUCCCUGAAAAUGAUCUACCGUCUUCUUGCCUCGGGGUAUGCUGGAGGAGUCCAGCAAGACGAUGAGUUGCAGCGUGCCAUACAAGCGUCACUGGGAACAGAUUCUUCUCCUUCUUCUGCGCUCGUCAAUACACCUAAACUCACAUACAAAGAUUUUGUUUCUAAUGCUAAGAAAUACAAAACCCGUCCGCCACUGCAAAAUGGAACAAAGAGGAAAGAAGUCAAGAGAUUGGGGACGGAGGCCUUCAUUCGAGGUAUUCUUGAGGAUCGACUGCUCGCAACACUUUCUUCUGGCGAAUCGGUCAGCGAAGGGAGGGGACAAAAGGACCUGAAUCAAUCGUUUGAAGCUGCCGCGGCUGGAACGAAUGCUGUUGUGGAACUACAAUCUAGCGAUAGCGAAGACGAGGAUGCUUUCCCAGAGUCUCAGAAUUUCGUGGAGGUUCUAGGGUGUCUUCCUGGAAUGGGUCUUUCGAAUUCAGCUUCCAAAGUCCAAUGUAUCGAUAUUGAUAGUGACGACGAUGGAAAACCAGCAGGCAGACCAAGCAGUAGUUCCGAUGAUGACGAUAUUGUGGUGGUCGAAGAUAACGUGGCUGUUGGAAUUAGAGACAAGAGAACUCUCGGCGAUUCGUCUCGUCCUGGUGUCUUUGUCAUCACGGGACUAUACGAAUAUGACAGAGACUUUUUCAAAGACAUCAACAAGAUUUGGCAGAGCAUGUACCGAACUCAGUCUACCGCAUCAAGGGAAAACUUCCGAAAGGGCGUAUCAGAACAGUUGCUCGCAAUUCAGAGUGAUCAGCUACCAUUGGUCCAUCGAGAGUCCAUACUCUACUGGACGCUCCGGAUUCCACUGAGCGAGAGAGUACUGAUUCAUACAGCACGUACUUCGCAAUGUGUGAAUGACUUGACGAGCAGGUGGGAGAAUGGUAGACUUCUUCCAGGUUCUGGAGGUAGGACUCUUGGUGCCAGACUAUCACCACAGCGCAAAAGAUUGGCCGAGACGAGAUCAAAACAAACCGAAAGGACCCCUGCUAGGCAGCAGCAGGACGACCAAGUCGUUGUUAUCGAUGACGAUUUAGUCGCUGCUACCUGUCGUCGCGAUCUCUUUGGUAAGGGCCAACAUAGCGCCCCCGAUGCUACCGCACAGAAAAGAACAAUGCAGAAACGAAACCAACAGACCAACCCCAUCUACACCAUCGAUGAAGAUGGAGAUGAGAUCACUGUGCUACAUACUACAGCACCUCGAGCUGCUAGACAAAAAGAGACGUUGCUGCAAACUUCCGACACGGGUAAGCCGCCGCUGUCGGGCAGGAAAGCACCACCAGUAAACGAAAUCGGUCCCGCAACAGGAUCGGGAAUGAAGCGACUGUCUGCAUCCAACAUCGAAAAUGGUCGGGCGUCUACACUAUCAACUCUUGGAAAUGGAUCGAGAAAGCAGCGAGCCACUCCUCGGAGUCAGAAACGAAGUAACGGCAGCGCAAGGAAAGCAGAAGAAUCGAGAAUUCCGCCGUUGUCAACGAGAAAGCGUCCUCCGGAAUAUCCUCUUGGCACAGCAUCCCCUCGAAAGAUACGACCAGAUCCGUCUCUUUCGAGCACAGACACUGCUAUUCGAGAAGCCCGGUUGCGUCGAUUUGGAGCCGCAGACGCUACGACUGCGAGACCCACGAGUGAAUGGGAAUGCACAAGCUGUACUUUCAAGAAUAAGUUUGGUGAUGAUCAAUGCAAGAUUUGCGGUGCAACCGCUGUCACCAACAGCCCAAUUCGUCAAAGAGUAGCUACGCUUCGAGAAGCAAGAGCACAACACUCAGUCCAGCCUGGCCCUUAUCCUGCUCGCAAGAGGUCGGGAUCUACUCCAUCCACUUGGUCAUGCCGGAAAUGUACCGUUGAAAACCCGUUGCAUUUGUCAUCGUGUGAAGUGUGUGGCUACGAUGACUCAUCCAGCGGAGCCAAUAGGCCGGAAACCACAUCGUCAGCUACAAAAAUGUCGUCCAAAGCAGUGAAGCCCGACACCUAUGUCAGCGCAAUCACGUCGCCCAACCAGAAACGACGUAUUCGAUGUGGAGCUUGUGGAUUGGAUGGACACAAUAGAGGCACUGCCACGGAUGCCAAUUGUCCAGCGUACAACAAUCCAGACGAGGUCAGCCUACGAAACAAGAAAAAAGAAGCUGCGGAGAAAAAGGCAAGAGAUGCCCAAGAAGACGCCAAGGAUUUCGAAAUUAGAAAGGAAGCUCUGGAAACCGCGAGUAAGCGGCGAAAUCAAGAAAUGCAAAGAUUGCUGGCUCUCCAGCAGCAAGAUGAAGAAGAGUCUCGACGAAUUAGGGAGAACGAGUUGAAACGCAAAAAGAAGGCUGCUGAGAGGGCCGCGAAACGCGCCCGCAAACUGGGCAGGUGA